ACAGAAUAAACUUUUUUAGCUUACCGAAUUUAAUAAACGGAAAAUCUUAAAUGGAUAAAUUGAACAAUACGAUUUUAACAAAAUGGAAAAAUGAAACAACGCAAUGCCCAGGAGUCGCACCUUUAUCUUCAACUGCAUUAAUUAUCCACAUUGUCAUAAUCAUUAUAAUUCAACUCACCAUUACCCUAACAAAUGGACUAUUCCUAAUCAUACUAUGUGACAAGAAAACGAAGUUGUCACCUACUGGAAUUCUCGUGCUGUGUCUCACAAUCGCAGAUUUGAUAUCCGGCUUUGUGGUAUUACCAAUGAUAACCUACAUCCGGCUCGUUACUCCACUGUACGCACAAUUGGGAAUACAGGAGGACUCAAAAGAAACACAGAGGCCUACGUGUUUCGUGUUUUUGUUAUUAGGGUUUAUACCAUACAUUGUGUCAUUCUUCAUCAUGGCAGCCAUUGCAUUUGAGC
Owenia fusiformis is the source of this 465-nucleotide messenger RNA. Lineage: Eukaryota; Metazoa; Annelida; Polychaeta; Sabellida; Oweniidae. The record is from the annotation of a GenBank genome assembly.